UUCCGUGCCACUGCUCGUAUUUCCGGGUUGUGCCGGGUUUUUUGUGCGAAAGUGCUCAGCGGUGCGGGAACUGUGGAAACUUGCAUCAGCCAGGAGGAACAGCCGGCCGGUCUGUCCGUUGUUUGGAGACGAGAAAACCCAACAAUAUGGACAAAACCUGCGAAGACUACAGGAUAUUUAAACUUUAAACAGCAGCAGCAGCAGCAGCAGCAGCGCCCUCCUCCUCCUCUUCCUCCUGCAUGUUGCUGAGCUUUGUUAUUCUAACUUCAUAAAGGCAGUUUAACUCUCAGGGACACUGUGUUCGUGCAGCAGGACAUCAUCCACUUACAUCAAGCUGCAUCUGUGUGAAUGAGCAAAGUGCAAGGUCCCCUCAGAGCACAGAUAUGAACUGUGAGCAGCUCUAGCUCCUGUCUUUACCUCUCCAGCUAACUUAUAUGUACCUUUUUACACCUUUGUUUUUUAUAAGCUAGUUUUACUUUUGCACCGAACAUGUCGUGCCUUUUGCUGGGAGUUAUACGAAGGCAGGGUGGCGUUGGGGCAAGUGUUGGGGUUCGGUCCCUGGCCUCCAUCCCUUCGUUGCCCCCAGCGGUUGCAGAGUUUGUCAAGGGAGCAGUAGACGAGUGCAAGCCCAGCGGUGUGCAUGUGGUGACGGGGACGCCAGAGGAAACGGCCAACAUCCUAGCAGGCUUGGAGAAGGACGGGAUGGUCAAGAAGCUUCCUAAAUAUGAGAACUGUUGGCUCGCACGUACAGACCCGAAGGACGUGGCUCGGGUGGAGAGCAAGACUGUGAUUGUGACCAAGAACCAGAGGGACACCAUUCCCAUCCCUGCUGGAGGCGUAAAGAGCCAGUUGGGCAGCUGGAUGAGUGAGUCAGACUGGCAGAAAGCCAGAGAGGAGCGCUUUCCUGGCUGCAUGGCAGGUCGGACCAUGUAUGUGAUUCCCUUUAGUAUGGGUCCAGUGGGCUCAACUCUGUCCAAAUAUGGUGUCCAGGUGACCGACUCACCGUACGUUGUGGCCAGCAUGGGCAUCAUGACACGAAUGGGCACGCCUGUCCUGAAGAAACUGGCUGAAGGAGUGGAGUUUGUCCGCUGUCAGCACUCUUUGGGACGACCUCUACCACUCAGAGCCCCUCUGGUCAACUCAUGGCCCUGUAACCCAGAUAAGGUGCUGAUAUCUCACCUGCCUGACUCCAGGAAGAUCAUGUCCUUUGGCAGUGGCUAUGGGGGAAACUCUCUGUUGGGGAAAAAGUGCUUCGCCCUCCGUAUCGCCUCCCGCAUUGCCAAGGACGAGGGCUGGCUGGCCGAGCACAUGCUGAUCCUGGGUAUCACCAACCCUCAGGGAGUGAAGCGUUAUGUCGCGGCAGCAUUCCCCAGUGCCUGUGGUAAAACCAACUUGGCCAUGAUGAAACCAGCUCUGCCGGGCUGGAAGGUGGAGUGUGUAGGAGACGACAUUGCGUGGAUGAAGUUCGACAGCCAAGGUAAACUGAGAGCCAUCAACCCAGAGAACGGUUUCUUCGGGGUGGCUCCCGGUACUUCAGACAAGACCAACCCCUAUGCCAUGGCCACCAUCGCUAGAAACACCAUGUUCACCAAUGUUGGCGAGACCAGUGAUGGAGGCGUGUGGUGGGAGGGUCUUGACCCCCCUGCAGCUGGCAUCACACUCACAGACUGGCACGGCAAAACCUGGAAGCAAGGAAGCUCAACUCUAUGCGCCCACCCCAACUCCCGCUUCUGUGCGCCGGCAGCUCAGUGUCCCAUCAUUGACCCCCAGUGGGAGAGUGAGGAGGGCGUUCCCAUUGACGCCAUCAUCUUCGGUGGCAGGAGGCCAGAAGGAGUUCCUCUGGUCUACGAGUCUUUCAACUGGAAACAUGGAGUGUUUGUUGGAGCCGCAAUGAGGUCUGAGGCCACGGCAGCUGCUGAGCAUAAAGGCAAGGUGAUUAUGCACGACCCCUUUGCCAUGCGGCCGUUCUUCGGCUACAACUUUGGCGACUACCUCGCUCACUGGCUGAGCAUGGAGAGCCGUAAGGCCCCCACUCAUCUGCCCAAAAUCUUCCACGUCAACUGGUUCAGGAAGGACCCUGCGUCUGGCGCCUUCCUCUGGCCCGGCUUCGGCGAAAACGCCCGCGUACUAGAGUGGAUCUUCAAGCGCUGCGGCCGGGAGAGGGAGGACGAGGGUGCCAAGAAGAGCAUUGUCGGCUGGCUGCCAGAAGAUGGCGCCAUUGAUACUAAAGGUCUCGGCAGCAAGGUAGACAUGGGUGCUCUGUUUGAUGUGCCCAAGCCUUUCUGGCAGAAUGAGACCAAGGAGUUGAGAGCAUACUUUAGCCAGCAAGUUGGAGCUGACCUGCCGGCUCAGGUGGAUGCCGAGCUGAAGGCACUGGAGGACAGGGUGCACAAUUAAAACCCUACUGACCCCAGAAACAGAGAGGGAGUCACUGAUGACAGGAUUCAGAUCAUUAGGGUGCAAUCAGAACCACUGGCUGGGUUUACAUACAAAGAGAAUUAAGUUCUGAAUGGGUUAGCUAAAAAAUCCCCACUAUCAAACUUUCUCUAUGCAUGAAAACUCAACCAGUGACUCCUUCCUUUCUCUUUUAUGAAGAGAAUUCAGUUCAGAAUGAAAUGUCAGAGUUGGUAUGAGAGGAGAAGCUAAUAAUCUACAAUACAACGUCUACCUUUCUGUCACUACUUCAUACUAAUGCUGCAACACUGAGGGACUGGUGCUGGGUUGUAGGCAGGAGGGAGGUUUGACUCUCAAAGUGAAGGUUAGAUUUCUGUGAAAUUAUCAAAUGUGUCAUGUAGAGACACUACUGUCACUCGUCUCUUCAGUCACAAGAUGGUGCUGUAGCACAAUCAGCAUGGCCUAGCAGUGCCAGACAUUUAACAAUACAGUGUCCAGGCUGCUAAUGUUUACAGGCUGAAACCCAAAGAUAUUUUUUUGGCAAAAAUCUGACAUGCUUUUUAACAUUUUUACUCAUUAAAAGGUUUUAAGUCAAUUUUAGCACCAGCUCUUCUAAUACACUAUUGACCGAGUCUCAUGAAAUGUUCUUUAUUUUUAAAUUGAGCUUUAUAUCCAAAAAAGAAAAAAAAAAACAUCCAUCAGAGAUCCAUUAACUACUCAAUACAUUGUAGCAGGUCUCCAGUGAGACCCAGGAUCACUAUGCAUAAUUCAUUUUGCCACUUUUGUAAUGUUUGUGAUUAAACUGUAUGAUUUCAGGUGAUGUUUACACACAAUAUGUGAAAUUUUGGACCAAUAAAUGCGACUGAGAUUAUUAGGUAUUUUUAGAAGUUGUAUGCAAAGGUUUUUAUUACAGUGCAAUGAAUAAAUAACUUCAAAUGCA
Molecule: messenger RNA, 3334 nt
Organism: Thunnus maccoyii (southern bluefin tuna)
Lineage: Eukaryota; Metazoa; Chordata; Actinopteri; Scombriformes; Scombridae
Gene: pck2
Product: phosphoenolpyruvate carboxykinase 2 (mitochondrial)
Exons: 11
Coding region: 490-2397 (635 amino acids)
Biological process (GO): cellular response to dexamethasone stimulus; response to starvation; cellular response to glucose stimulus
Cellular component (GO): cytosol; mitochondrion
Molecular function (GO): phosphoenolpyruvate carboxykinase (GTP) activity; GTP binding; manganese ion binding
Source: RefSeq, a predicted model, not a curated record